UCUCAAAGGUUUUCUUCGUGUUUUUAUACUUUUCCCUAACAGUUUUUUAACAAAUUAGUUUCUCAUCGUCUAAAGAUGGCGGGUAGAGGAAGAAAAGCUGAAGAUAAGGUCGUGAUCAGUAACAGAAAUGAUCAUGAUUACGCUGAUACGAUGGAAGUGUGUGUUGAAGCAAAUAAGCGUCUCUUGGAUGACUGUAGUGCUGAGGAUCUACCUGUUACUCCCAGCAAAGUGCACAUAACGAAGAAAAUGCAUCCUGAUUAUAAGGAAGACAUUUCUAAUGCAGAUAUCCUCGAGGCUAUUUACUCCCUCAGUAAAAGAUUUGACAAGCAGGAAGAGAAAUUGGAGGAGUUGACAAGAAAGAUGGAAGAGAGUAGCGUCAUCUCCGAAAUGAAGGAAGAUAUGAAAACUCACAAGCAGAAAGCAGCUGAAUUGGAGCUGGAGCUUUCUGAUCUCAAAAAAGAGAAUAAAGAGCUGAGAUCUAGGGUAGGAGAAUUGGAUCGCUACAAAAGACGGUGGAAUUUACGCAUCAAAGGACUGCCAGAGAAACAGAACGAGAACACAAGAGAGGAGGUGAUCACCUUGCUUUCCACGAUUGCUCCUGGUGUGCCCUGGGAAAUGGAAGAAGCGCUUGACAUGGUCCAUCGAAUUGGCAGAAAAGAAGGAAAUCGCACGCGUCAGAUCAUCAUGCAGUUUUCAAAGAGAAUCUACAGAGAGCAAAUCUGGGCACUGUCCAAGGGAUCGUCCGUGUGCAAGGAGGCAGGCUGUCAUUUCGCUGAGGACUUAAACAAAGAGGAUAGAGAGGCGAGGCAAGUGCUGUGGCCACGCAUUAAACAAGCACGAGCAGAAGGGAAAGCGGCAUCUUCUUCUCGUUAUACAAGCCACCAUUUCAAUAUCAUUAUUCAGUAG
This is a messenger RNA of Sinocyclocheilus anshuiensis, 906 nucleotides long. Its product is annotated as cytoplasmic dynein 2 heavy chain 1-like. The coding region runs from base 76 to 906 and encodes 276 amino acids. The transcript is spliced from 2 exons. The record is from RefSeq and is a predicted model, not a curated record. Lineage: Eukaryota; Metazoa; Chordata; Actinopteri; Cypriniformes; Cyprinidae.